Messenger RNA from Racocetra persica, 121 nucleotides. Lineage: Eukaryota; Fungi; Glomeromycota; Glomeromycetes; Diversisporales; Gigasporaceae. The record is from the annotation of a GenBank genome assembly.
CCAGAUUAUAUAUAGCUUUACUACUGACACUAGCUCCAUUAUUAUACCGAAUAAUACUGAUAAUGAAAAAACUCCUAUAUCUAAGAAAUCGGUAAUUCGAGGUUAUACUUCAUCUCCAAGA